GCGCGUGUGAGUGUGUGUGUGUUUACACUCUGCUUGUAGUGAACUUAAUGUCAGCCUACUUCCUUCUCUAAGCGGAGCCUCUGGGAGCUUAUAGGCGCAGAGCACACACACUCUCACACACUCACACACACUCCACCUUCCACGGAGCAGCGGGAUGUCGAGGCUCAAGAGACACAGUGUUUACAGCAGCGAUGAAGAAGAUGACGAUGUGGAGAGUUAUGAACAUGACUAUGAUGCCCCUUCGGCCAAGACAGGAAAACGGCACUUAGGCAAAACACGCUGGACACGUGAAGAGGACGAGAAACUGAAGAGACUGGUGGAACAUCAUGGUUCAGAAGACUGGAAAGUCAUUGCCAGCUUCCUGCCGAAUCGCACGGAUGUUCAGUGUCAGCACCGCUGGCAGAAAGUCCUCAACCCUGAACUCAUUAAAGGACCCUGGACCAAAGAGGAGGACCAGAGGGUCAUCGAGCUGGUGCAGAAGUACGGUCCCAAACGAUGGUCAGUGAUCGCAAAGCACUUAAAGGGCCGUAUUGGGAAGCAGUGUCGCGAGCGCUGGCACAACCACCUGAACCCUGAGGUGAAAAAGACGUCCUGGACGGAGGAAGAGGACCGCAUCAUCUACCAGGCACACGAGAAACUCGGGAACCGCUGGGCUGAAAUCGCCAAACUGCUGCCGGGCAGAACUGAUAAUGCCAUAAAGAACCACUGGAACUCUACAAUGCGUCGUAAAGUGGAGCAGGAGGGCUACCUGCAGCUCAGCGCUAAAGUCAGCCCCACCCCCAUAAGCAGCAGCUACACCAAACCCACCCACCUGCUCAGCUACAGCCACACUCCAACCAGCAGCUCCAUGUCCACCAGCCCCAUCACUAACCAGUACCCCUUCUACAUUUCUGACCCACAGAGGGUUCCGUUUCCGUUGGGUCUACAGCUGAAUAUAUUUAACAUCCCUCAGCAUGGCACUGCAGCUAUACAGAAACACUAUAAUGAAGAGGACCCAGAGAAAGAGAAGAGAGUGAAGGAGAUUGAGAUGAUUCUGAUGUCGACAGAGAAUGAACUGAAGGGAAAACAAGCACUACCCAUCUCCAUGGUCACCAGUUACGGGUGGGGUCGGGGCUCUUUGACUGACUCCUCGAUGGGCGUGGCCGUGUCAGUUCCAGCCCCGCCCAUGGAGCAGGGCUGCCUACCUGAGGAGAGCGCUCAUGGCAACACCAGCAGCCCCAACAGCAGUAGCAGCAGCAGCAGCACGAGCAGCAGCAGCGCAGGGAGCAGCGGAGUCCUGGCGGUCCUGCCCGAGUUCAUGGAGGCCAUCGACUCGUUCCUGAAUGCAUCAAGUCCAGAUUCAGACAGCCAGAGUCUCCGUGUCUCGCCCUCCUCAGUGUGUCCCCAGAAGCCCCUGCAGCUGGACCUCGCUCUGCACUCUCAGAAAGAGAAUGACAUGUUCAGGACACCAACACUGAGGCGUUCCAUAAUGGAGUGUUCCCCUCGCACUCCGACUCCAUUCAAAACAGGGCUGACCAUGCAGGACACCAAAUAUGGACCACUAAAGAGGGCCCACAGCCCUCCUGUGGAGGCAGCAGUUGGCAUUAAGCAGGAGCCGCAGGAGUGUGAGGUCAGCGUUGGGGGGGCACAUCUCGACGAGCCCCCCAUCAAGAACAUCAAACAGGAGGCGGAGCCAACAUGCUUGCAAUGGGAGGGGCAAAGUCUCCACACUCAGCUGUUCGCUUCAAGUGGCCCCGCCCACAAUAUGCCUGACCUGUUGACAAGCUCUGUGCUGAUGCUGCCUGGAGCGGAGAAGACUGAGGAUGGUCAUAAAGUCCCACAGAUGCCCCGCAGGACCUUGGGCAGCCCACUACAGCAGCACCUGAGCACAUGGGAGCAGGUGCUAUGUGGGAAAUCUGAGGACCAGCUCCUGCCGUCUGAGCCGACACACAAAUACCUCAACAGCUUUUCCUCCCGCACUCUCGUCAUGUAGAAGAGAGGAGGAGAGAGAGAGAGAAAGAAAGAGGGAAAGAAGAAGACAAUCAUUCAGAAAAGAGAGGAAAGAGAAAACACUCCAUGGCCGCUCCUCAGGUGGGGUUGAGUCAUUGUGGUACAUGAUUUGGGAGAGGCACAAAGCCAUUCAUUAGACUGCACGGCCCUCAGUUCGGCCGUACUUUUUACCUGUUGGAUUUCAGCCAACCAAAGAAUUAUUAUAAUAUUGUUUUUCUACCUUUUUUUUUUUACCUGUUUUUCUGGUUUUAAUAUUGUAUUAUAUAUUUUGUAUUAUAAAUGGGGAAAUGAACUGUCUAUGAGGGCUCUAAUUGUAUGGAUUUUAAUAUAAAGAACAAUUUGUAAUAAUUUAUUAUUUUGUAUUAAGAAUAAUUAACUAUGCCAGGCGCAUUUGCAAGUGUUGGACCCCAGUAUUUUCGUGCCCCCCUGCUCACGUCUAGACUACUGAGUGUGUGUUAACAGUUUAAGGAGGGUUUAUCCUCCCAGCAUUACCGUGAUUUGAUUCCCUGUAGCCCAACCGUGCUGCCUCACCACUGAGAUCACAUGUUUAGAGCCAUGUUUAGUGUUCGUUUGUAGACUAAACAAGGCUUUUAAAAGGCCUGAUGUUUUACGUACGUAUUCCUGACCAAGCCUUAAGCACUUGCGUAGUGAACAGAACUGUGUAGAAGUGCCACACGGUUCAAUAUUGCCAAGUUUAGAACUAAAGGCCUGUUCACACUGAGUCUGAGUUUUAUAGAUGAAAAAAGUGAGUCACGUUUUUAAAAUGACGACACAUAUAUUAAUGGUAUCUGACGGAUUGUGCACAGAUAUGAUAAAUCAGGCUACUCUCGCAGAACAAACUAAUCAAACAAGCAUUUAGCAUGAAUUAAUUGAUCUAAAGACAUUAAGACCCUAAUACUGUAUGUCUUAAAAUGUCUUAAAUCCAUUUUUAAGGAGUUUUUCAUUUUUCUGUGAAUUAUAAUAUUACAGAAUUUUUAUUUAUGCACAUUGCAUUUCACAGUUUCCAAAUUUACUACACAAGUUAGUUUACUGAUUUAACAUCAGACUGAACAAAGUGGAAACAACAGCAUUUUUAAUAUCGCCAAAAGGCUUUUUUUUUUCAGUUACAUUUAUUAUUUUAUUACAGUGAGUCAUAUUAAAAAAAGUCUUAGGCCUAGUCAUAGACUGUAUUUUCCUUUCAAUAGGAAAUCGUCAUUAAACAUGCUUUGUAGUACAAACUAGACUUAAUUCUUGUCUGGGGGGGAAACUGCUCCACAAGUCUUAGUUUAGCUUCCCUACACCUGCUGAUACCCUGUGGGAGCAAAACCAGACAGGGAGCAGAGAAAAGGAAAGAGUGGAGAUGUAUAACAGUUAUAAAGAGAUUCUUACCUAGUUUACAGCGAGAGCACUUGGUGUUAAAGAUCAGCUACAUUAAUUCUUCUGAAAAAUCAUACUUGGUGUGAACAGGCCUUAAAUCUGAAGAACUGUCACAUGGCGAUCAAACUAUCAACUCUCAGACACCCAGCAUUUCAUUAUCAUUAUUAUUAGUGUUACCAUUUCAACAGAGUCGAGUGGUCAAAGCCCAGGACCGAGCCUUACAGCAUCCUGUUAGCACUAUAUGUCAAACCUGACAUCAACAAAGCGAGGAGAUUUCAGCUGAACAAAAAGUGUUGAUUUUAUGAUUUCAUGAUUUUAUGAUUUGUGUCCAAGCUACAAAACAAAAAAGAAGCAAAAGAUGUUUACCGAGCAUGUUUUCAAAUCGAAGGCCUCAGUGACAAAAAAGAGCCUUUGAUCUGAUGAGACAUUUCUUUACGCCUAAUUUCAUAACACUGCUUUGUUUUUGUUUGUUUGUUUGUUUUUAUAAUUAUGAGUGUUGAUGGUAUUACUAGUUAAAAAAAACACUGAAAUUACUGAUUUUUUUUUUUAACUAGUCGGCUUGUUUUUGAUAUUGUUAUGUAAUUUUGAUACCAAGACUGUUGUGGCCAAUCGAAAUCAUUUAGCAGUAACGUUUUGGUUAUUUGCUGCCUUUUUAUAUUAGUUUAAAGUAAGAACACUUUUUAUACACGUCAACCUUUUUCUACACGUUUUUUGAUACGAUUUUUUUAUUGUUAAACUGCCAUGUGAAUAAAGUGUGUUUUUUGAAACUUG
Astyanax mexicanus (Mexican tetra) is the source of this 4116-nucleotide messenger RNA. RefSeq names its product v-myb avian myeloblastosis viral oncogene homolog (gene myb). The transcript has 15 exons. Gene Ontology annotation, cellular component: nucleus. The coding region runs from base 155 to 1972 and encodes 605 amino acids. Gene Ontology annotation, biological process: regulation of DNA-templated transcription. The record is from RefSeq and is a predicted model, not a curated record. NCBI's taxonomy places the organism in Eukaryota, Metazoa, Chordata, Actinopteri, Characiformes, Acestrorhamphidae. Gene Ontology annotation, molecular function: DNA-binding transcription factor activity, RNA polymerase II-specific; RNA polymerase II cis-regulatory region sequence-specific DNA binding.